AUGGAGAUACAACCAGACUGCAUCAUUAGCUCUGAAAGCUUCCACAAGUAUGGACUUGACGAACGCCGUCGAACCUCUAAAGAAAGAGUUCAAGACUUCCUGGAUCGAGGUCUCAUGAGCCCAGUUGUCAUUUACCAGAGGUUUACAGAGAAGCUAUCCGAGAGACUUACUAGUUUCAAACGGUCGGAUCAACCCGCCAUAAUAGAAGACAUCAGACAGUCAUUCCGCCGACUAUGCGACCCAAAGAACGGAUAUCUCUCUGAGGCGAUGUUCAAGCGCGUGGUUGCGGAGAGGCUCUCCGAAUUUGGAGUCAAUGAAUCGCCGAACGCACCCGCGCUGCUGUUCAAAGUCUGCAGCUCACAUGCAUUCUACCCCUUUACAGCAUCAGAAAGCGGCUCAGAACAGGCCGGGAUCGAUGAGGAUGCUUUUGUGCGCGCAGUUUGUCUACUGACGUUGAGUCCUGUCGAACGACACGGCACCCAAGUUCCGGGGACUGUGCAUCGCUAUUAUUCAGGAAACUGGGGGCCACAUGGUGGUUGGUAUAUUGCCAUCCGCGGUAAAGGCGCCAGCGACUUCCGCAGACGGUUGUUCCGAAGCCUUGCUCUGCCUGCCAGCUCUGGCAGCAGCACCGGCUAUGACACAAAAAUAACGGUCCCUCGGUUCAUAUGGUUCGAAUCCAGAAAAGAAGAAACUGAUUCUGGGCCUGAACCCGAUCAGCAGGUCGUUGUCGCAGAGGACGAGAGCGAGCUAUCGAUCGACAUUGUAGACGUCCUUUCAGAGUGCCCGCCCGAAGCAGAUACGCUGACCGCAAAUCCUUUUCGCGAAAGCUACCGUAUCAUCCUGCCAUCGCUGCCAAAACUGACUGGCGACUUAUCUAUGCUUUUCAUCCCUAGGAUAGAACUUGUGGCUUUGUUAAAGCUAGUCCACCAAGUACAGGGGGAAAGCUCAGUGGAUUCAGCAGCGGCGAUCAGAGGGCUAGGUAAGGAGGAGAAAAUCGGCUGGGAGAGGUUCGACUUUGCAAUAUCGGAACAAUCCGAAUGUAUUGCAGAUGGUCUUUCGAAGAUCUUUAGCGCCUUCUCAACCGCCUAA
Aspergillus pseudonomiae is the source of this 1089-nucleotide messenger RNA. RefSeq lists its product as uncharacterized. The transcript has 4 exons. The record is from RefSeq and is a predicted model, not a curated record. Bases 1 to 1089 code for a protein of 362 amino acids. NCBI's taxonomy places the organism in Eukaryota, Fungi, Ascomycota, Eurotiomycetes, Eurotiales, Aspergillaceae.